AUGCCUGCCAAGAGUUCCAAAAAAAAUUCCGUGCAACCAGUGCCGGAGAAGCGCGGUUAUGAAUUCGGUGGCCCCCUAGGUGCAUUUGGCAUUGUCUUCGGUCUUCCUGUCCUGAUCUACCUCUUUACCUUCGUCUGCAACGAUGUCUCUGGCUGUCCCGCACCGGGCCUCCUUAGCCCCUCGACCUUGUCGCUCGACCAAUUGAAGCGUGAAGUGGGCUGGCCAGAGGAAGGAAUCACUGCGCUUUAUGAUACUGAGGUCACCCUGUGGAUAUUGAGCUACUAUGCCUUCAGCCUGUUCUUGCAGGUCUUCCUCCCCGGCCAAGAGGCCGAGGGGUCUAUGCUGGCCUGCGGAGGCAAGCUGAAGUACAAAUUCAAUGCCUUCCCAUCCGCCAUCAUUAUUCUCUCAGGCCUUGCUGGAGGCACCUAUCUCUAUGGAGCCGACUUUGUGGUGUGGACAUUCCUGUGGGACAACUAUGUCCAGGUGAUCACCGCCAACCUGUUGAUCUCCUCGUCGAUCGCAAUGUUUGUUUAUCUUAAGAGCUUCACGGUUCCAGAGGCUGGCAAGCUCAACCCCAGCCUGCGAGAGCUGGCACCUGGUGGCCACACUGGCAAUGCGCUCUACGACUUCUUCAUUGGCCGCGAGCUCAACCCUCGCAUUAGCCUGCCCAUCCCCUUCGUCAGCGAGGCAUCGCGCACCAUUGAUAUUAAGGUGUUUAUGGAGAUGAGACCCGGUCUGCUUGGAUGGACUAUCCUGAACUUGUCCAAUGUCGCCCACCAGUACCGAACCUACGGCUACGUCACCGACUCCAUUGUCCUGGUCACCAUCUUCCAGGCCUUCUACAUCUUGGAUGCUCUGUACAUGGAGCCGGCUAUCAUGACCACCAUGGACGUUAUCAUGGAUGGAUUCGGCUUCAUGUUGUCCUUCGGUGACGUGGUCUGGGUUCCCCACGUGUACAGCAUCCAAACUCGCUAUCUGUCCGUCUUCCCGUACGAGUUGGGCUUGACUGGUAUUGCCGUUGUUCUGGGUGUUACUGCUCUCGGAUAUUCGAUCUUCCGCGGUGCCAACAACCAGAAGAACCGUUUCCGCACCAACCCCAACGACCCGCGCGUCAAGGACAUCAAGUACAUUGAGACUGCCGCUGGAUCCAAGUUGAUGAUUUCUGGCUGGUGGGGUCUGGCACGUCACAUCAACUACCUGGGUGACUGGAUCAUGUCGUGGGCUUACUGCUUGCCCACUGGCGUUGCAGGCUACGUUCUUAUUGAGAGUAUCAACCCUGCUAGUGGUGACCUUCAGAAGCAGGCCGUGCAGACCCCCGAGAUUCGUGGCUGGGGUAUGAUCUUCACCUAUUUCUACAUGCUGUACUUCGGUGUCUUGUUAAUCCACCGCGAGAUGCGUGAUGAGGAGAAGUGCGAGAAGAAGUAUGGUGCUGACUGGAAGCGCUAUACCUCAAUUGUUCGCAGCCGUAUCAUCCCUGGAGUCUACUAA
Molecule: messenger RNA, 1488 nt
Organism: Penicillium arizonense
Lineage: Eukaryota; Fungi; Ascomycota; Eurotiomycetes; Eurotiales; Aspergillaceae
Gene: erg24B
Exons: 3
Coding region: 1-1488 (495 amino acids)
Biological process (GO): ergosterol biosynthetic process
Cellular component (GO): endoplasmic reticulum membrane
Molecular function (GO): Delta14-sterol reductase activity
Source: RefSeq, a predicted model, not a curated record